Messenger RNA from Notechis scutatus (mainland tiger snake), 1839 nucleotides. It is a transcript of the gene ST7L, whose product is annotated as suppression of tumorigenicity 7 like. Gene Ontology annotation, molecular function: protein binding. The record is from RefSeq and is a predicted model, not a curated record. NCBI's taxonomy places the organism in Eukaryota, Metazoa, Chordata, Lepidosauria, Squamata, Elapidae.
GGCCCGAGGGCGGGAGUGAUGGCGGAGAGUAGUCCUGUGAAUGAGGAUGCUGCGCCGUCUCUCUCCCAGUCGCCUGGCCUUGGGCCCGGCCCUCGGCGGUGGGAGCGGCUGAGGCUGGCUGCAGGGCCCUGGGCGCGGUCAUUUGGCUUCCUGGCGGUGCUGGGUCUCCUUUAUUUGUUGCGGGGCCCGCUCCGGUUGCGGGACAACUUAGUGGCAGUAACUGUUUUCUUGAGCACGCUGACUCCAAAAUUCUAUGUUGCACUUACGGGGACUUCAUCUUUGAUAUCAGGUCUGAUAUUUAUAUUUGAAUGGUGGUACUUCAGAAAAUAUGGUAUGUCUUUUAUUGAACAGGUUUCUGUGAGUCAUUUGCGACCACUCAUUGGAGGGGCAGACAAUGCUAGUUCUGCACAGGCAAAUUUUUCUGCUGCCAGUGGAGACAAUGAAAUGAACAGACAAAAUCUCUCAGAGUGCAAAGUAUGGAGAAAUCCACUCAAUCUCUUCAGAGGAGCAGAAUAUAACAGAUAUACAUGGGUGACAGGAAAGGAGCCACUAACAUAUUAUGAUAUGAACUUAUCUGCUCAGGAUCAUCAGAGUUUUUUUACCUGUGAAACAGACUCUCUUAGGCCUUCAGAUGCAGUUAUGCAGAAGGCAUGGCGGGAAAGGAAUCCUCAGGCCCGAAUCAAAGCAGCAUAUCAAGCUUUAGAAUUAAAUAAUGACUGUGCCACAGCAUACAUUCUUCUGGCUGAGGAAGAAGCAACUACUAUUUUAGAAGCUGAAAAAUACUUUAAACAAGCUCUGAGGGCCGGAGAAACAGUUUAUAAAAAGUCUCAGCAUAGCAGUUCACAAAAUCCACACCAUGAGGCACAGCUUAGAAGAGACACCAAUGUAUUGGUUUAUGUGAAAAGAAGACUAGCUAUGUGUGCAAGAAAGCUUGGAAGAAUUAAAGAAGCAGCAAAAAUGAUGAGGGAUUUAAUGAAAGAAUUCCCUGUCUUAAGUGUAUUGAAUAUCCAUGAAAACCUGCUAGAAACACUUCUGGAACUACAGGCUUAUGCAGAUGUCCAGGCAGUUUUAGCAAAGUAUGAUGAUAUCAGCCUUCCAAAAUCAGCAGCAAUAUGUUACACAGCAGCACUCUUAAAAGCAAGAGCAGUUUCAGAUAGGUUUUCUCCAGAAACAGCUUCUAGAAGGGGACUUAGCACAGCCGAAAUUAAUGCUGUAGAAGCAAUACAUAGAGCAGUAGAAUUUAAUCCUCAUGUUCCAAAGUACUUGCUAGAAAUGAAAAGCUUAAUUUUGCCUCCUGAGCACAUUCUGAAGCGUGGGGACAGUGAAGCAGUAGCCUACGCAUUCUUCCAUCUUCAGCACUGGAAGCGAAUAGAAGGGGCCCUUAACUUGCUGCACUGCACAUGGGAAGGCACAUUUAGAAUGAUUCCAUAUCCAUUAGAAAAGGGUCAUCUAUUUUAUCCCUAUCCCAGUUGCACAGAGACAGCAGAUAGAGAGUUAUUACCAACAUUUCAUGAUGUGUCUGUAUAUCCCCAGAAAGAUCUUCCUUUUUUCAUCCAUUUUACAGCAGGGCUAUGUUCUUUCACAGCAAUGUUAGCCCUUCUCACACACCAGUUUCCAGAACUCAUGGUCAUUUUUGCUAAAGCUUUUUUUGGAACUCUUUUGUCACCUUUGAGCUUCUUGAUGGAGAAGAUUGAACGCCUCAUGCCUUCUGGUCUCUGGCAUCAGCUGACCCAAAUCUGAACACAUCUCAGUUCACAUGAACUUUAACAUCAGCCCCUCUUGACUACAAAAGCAUUGGCAACUAAGAGUGUGAAGGAAGACUUACUUAGCUUUGUUUUA